AAGCGACUGAAGUGUGUGGUGUGGCUGCAAUGUUUGUGGGUUAGAUGAGAAACAAGCGCUGAGUGAAACAGAGAAGGGGGGUGGCUGGUGUGAUUUGUUUGGUGUUCAGAGCCAAUAGAAAUCCCAGACUGUGAUAAUAUCCCCAUGCAGCGCCGAGAGGAUUCAGAGCUAAGUCUCCGGGCUCCUUUCACAUCUGCAGGAGCAGCCAGCCUGGGACCGCGCGGCGCGGGGCGCGCUCUCGCCUCUCCUGCACCCUCAGCCGGCGCGCUUCUCUUAUGGGCGUCUGCUGCAGGCCGGCCGGCUGCGGUGGAACUGAAGGCGGCGGCGGGAGACCAAACUUAGACCCCGCUGCGCGCUAGAGAACUCAGAGAAGACAGAGGGAGAGGGAGAGAGAGAGAGAGAGAAGGGACCCGAGGAGGAGGCUUCCGUCACGUCAUUGCAGGAUGUUCUGGAAGCUUUCCCUGUCCUUGUUCCUGGUGGCCGUGCUGGUGAAGGUGGCGGAAGCCCGGAAGAACCGGCCGCCGGGCGCCAUCCCCUCGCCUUACAAGGACGGCAGCAGCAACAACUCAGAGAGAUGGCAGCACCAGAUCAAGGAGGUGCUGGCCUCCAGCCAGGAGGCCCUGGUGGUCACCGAGCGCAAGUACCUCAAGAGUGACUGGUGCAAGACGCAGCCGCUGCGGCAGACGGUGAGCGAGGAGGGCUGCCGGAGCCGCACCAUCCUCAACCGCUUCUGCUACGGCCAGUGCAACUCCUUCUACAUCCCGCGGCACGUGAAGAAGGAGGAGGAGUCUUUCCAGUCCUGCGCCUUCUGCAAGCCCCAGCGCGUCACCUCCGUCCUCGUGGAGCUCGAGUGCCCCGGCCUGGACCCACCCUUCCGACUCAAGAAAAUCCAGAAGGUGAAGCAGUGCCGCUGCAUGUCCGUGAACCUGAGCGACUCGGACAAGCAGUGAGCGCCGGGCCGGACGCAGCUCAGCCCCGCGCGCGCCCGGCCGCUGGGUGGCGCCGCCGCCACCUCUGUCCCUGCCCUCCGAGCCCACUCUCACGCUGCCUGGUGUCCCCCCUCAGCAGCAAGCACGUCUCUUAGGGCUGACGGUGUCCUUGUCACAAAGGUGGAUCGCAAGUGGAGCUUUUGCUGAUGUGUUCCUGACCGACCCCGGGCCCCACCUGUGCCCCCCGAAACCAGGUGGUGGAUCAGGCCCGAAGGAAUAUGCUGGAAAACCACCACCCGCCACCCAGCAGUCAGAGAGGACCUUUCAAGGUGAUGCACUGUAAAUCCGACAUUGAUGUUUCCACCAUGUGGAAAAGCAAGGAUUUCUCUGCCCCGCCCCCGCCCCCUGCACUCCAGCUCGCCCCCUUCCCGCGCGAAGUGAAGGAUGCGUCACUUUUCUGAGCUGCCCCUUAGACCUCUCCUGCUGGUCCCUGGACCUCUGGCUGGAAGCGCUCAUUCUUGUGACUGGCAGGCUGCCCUCGGCUGCUGCUGUGAUGGGGAUAUGUACAACCUCCAUAAAUAUGUCGGUGCACAGGGGCGUCUCCUAAUAAACCUGAUACCAAGAAGACAACUUGAGCCACUUGGAUCCCGAAGUGGGCUUCCCGGGAAACCUUGAGCACAGCAGGCUGCACAAUCCCCCACCCUCAGUCACCACCGCCUCUUCUUCCUCACUGUCCCCACCCCCUAUUUGUGGACUAAAGAUGAACUCUGGUGUGCAUGCUAUUAUUGCUGCAAUUAGAAUAUUAUCACACACAAAGGUCUCUAUAUUAACGCUGGUUUUAUAAGUGACAGUAUAUUGUAAAGAGCUGUUAAAAAGUAUUAUAGACCUAUUCAUGUAUUAUUUCACAUGUUUUGACUCUGGCUUGCAGCACCAUUCUGAGUAAGGAUGAGAGCCGGCGAUGAUCUGCCCAGAAGGUGUUUUACUCAGAAAAAAAAAUGCCUGGUCAGCAAUUCACUGUCAUGCACCUAUUUUAGAUUGGGCAGGGAGAUGGGAGGAGUCGUGAUUUUUACUUUGAAUAUUAUUUCACUGAAGUUACUAAAACAUUGCAGCACAAUGUAGAAACUGGCUUGGGAUGGAUAGGUAUAGGGAGGGGCAUUCGUCGGGAAAUUGAUGACCGGAAACUCGAAAGCCCCUGUAAUGUGGAAUAUGCAUAUGUGGGGUGAAGCGGUAUACUAUUUUCACUGCCGUGACACUAAGCAAAAACUAUUUCCUGUUAAAAGAAAGAGAAAAAGAAAGGGAUAUUUAAACAUAUAAGGAGUUGAGUCGCUUUGUGGUACAGAAGGGAAUAAGGGAUAAAAUAUAUGGAAUAGUAAUCUAGUUGAACUGUUCUGCACAAAACUUGCUUCCUUUUCAAAGAAUAGACUUCAAAAGAGAUGAACAAACAUCAGGUCACCUUUUGUUUUUAUAAUGAAUUAUUGAAGUUUCCAUGUUGUGGUCUCUUGAUAUAAGGAAGUAGACAUAACUUAUUUUCCAGCAAAAUUAUACUUCCUCUAGGUCCCUUUGCUCAGUUGUCCCCGGAAGGCUUCCCUGUGAGUAAUGCUUAUGGAAUCUGACAAAUGUGAAUGAGCUGCCAUUGGUGGGAAUCAGUAAACUUUGCAAACCUUUCACUGAUGAUUCCCCAGCAAGUGCUCCUGUGAGGGGCCGCUUCCCUAGUAUGUGAGGGAGACCCUCUGCAAGCUGCUGUGGGGACUUGGCUUCCUGAUGCUAGGCAGUAAUGGUGGAUCUAGAGACAUUCACUUGAAGAGCAAGGAUUGGGGUGGGGUGGGUUGGUGAAUCUAUCUCAGGCCACUGCACUGCAAGGUCCAUUUCUGUCGCUUCUGCAACACCAUGAGACCUGAGCAAGAAUGUGCUGUUGCAGAGGGCCUCUUGGUUUCAUAAAUGGGUAUAUACAGCCUGAACUCUGGAGGCAGAAAUCAAAAGAAAUCCUUGAGGGCUGGAACCUGAGGAUAGAGAGAAAAUGGAGAGAAGGGUGUUCAAGGUCAGGAUUGAUUUUUGCAUUUAGCGGAAAACCUCGAGUCAGACUCGGUGGCAGAACACGCAGCAGAAAAGCUGUGAAGGAAGGAAAUUUACGUGAUUGUAAUGGAGGCUAGGGGUGGAGUGGGAGGUGAGUGGAAGGGAGUCUCUGACCAGCUGCAGAGCCAACCCCUAUCAUUUUAUUAACAUGGAACCCACACAGAUAGGGGAGGGAUUAAGGUAAGAACUUACAGAAUGCAAACACGAGCACACUCUCUUCGAACCCAAUUGUGGGUGUAGCAAUGAAAGCAAUAUGAUAUGCUGCAGUGUGAAGCUCCUUCUGGGGGUUAUCGUAUGUACAAAGUUUACCUUAUAAUGGCUCAAAUUGUAUUUAAUUUUUUUGUUUUGUUUAUAAAUGAAGAAAAGCUAUAAGUAUAAUGUAAUUAUUUUAUAGGUAUACUAUUAAAUUAUAGAACAAAUAAAGAUAAUCUAGGAUUAUAUGUGAUCCUGGUGUGAUGUGCCAUAAAAGUGGAAUUUUUAACUUGUUGCAGUGAGCCGUGAAACAGCACUGUGGAUUCAGAGUGUUUUUGUUCAACCGCAGUGAGUUCAACCUCUGGCUUAUGUCACAUGAUCUCCUUUGGAGUCUGGAAUCUUCUAAGAUAAUUAGAAUCAGGCAUCCAAGGAGCAGAAGUGAUGGAGGUGGCCCUCAAUCCUGGUCUUUGGGAGCUUCCAAGCCUCUUCCAGAUCCCCCACCAGCUGAAGACAGAGUAUUCUCACUGUGCUGGCUGAAUGAGAAACACUAAACAAGGAAGCCUUGAGAAACUGCAGCAGAUGGAAGCCCACCAUUAGUCUCCCCGUUAGCACCAGGGACACACUUGUCCUGAGUUUUGUUCAUUUUCACAUUUACUUCUCAUGAGUUCCAACAUUUCUUCAUAUAAAUAUUUCUUAGUUUACAGCGCCUGCAUUUUUCUAUGAAUUGACUUAAUCUGCCAUUCAAGAAAACUCAAUUAGCAAUAAAAAAUAAAAUCCA
This is a messenger RNA of Chlorocebus sabaeus (green monkey), 3972 nucleotides long. RefSeq names its product gremlin 2, DAN family BMP antagonist (gene GREM2). Gene Ontology annotation, biological process: animal organ morphogenesis. Gene Ontology annotation, molecular function: BMP binding; receptor ligand activity. NCBI's taxonomy places the organism in Eukaryota, Metazoa, Chordata, Mammalia, Primates, Cercopithecidae. The record is from RefSeq and is a predicted model, not a curated record.